GAUGGAGGCGACGGAGCUGGAGCUCGCGGCCCAGACGGGCCCGGACGGCCCCGGCGUGUAGCGGGCGCGGCGCGGGGCGAGUGACUCGCGGCCUGUCAGCUCACGGACGCCGGCUUGGCCCGAGCUGGUCGCGGGAGCUGACAGGCGGCCGCCGGGCUUGCUUGGACCCGGGCCCCGGCCGCGCCCCCUUCCCGCCAUGGCCAAGCCCGCCAGCAAGGACUCGGGCCUGAAGGAGAGGUUCAAGAUCCUGCUGGGCCUGGGGACCUCCCGGCCGCACCCCCGCUCCGCCGAGGGCAAGCACACGGAGUUCGUCGUCACCGCCGACAUCCUGAGGGAACUGAGUAUCGAAUGUGGCCUCAAUAAUCGCAUCCGGGUGAUAGGGCAGAUCUGUGAAGUUGCCAAAACGAAGAAAUUUGAAGAGCAUGCCGUGGAGGCACUCUGGAAAGCUGUCUCUGACCUGCUGCAGCCUGAGAGGCCACCAGAGGCUCGGCAUGCGGUAUUGGCCCUGCUUAAGGCCAUUGUGCAGGGGCAGGGGGACCGCUUGGGUGUGCUCCGAGCCCUUUUCUUCAAAGCAAUCAAGGAUUAUCCCUGUCGUGAAGACCUUCCUGAGAGGCUGGAGGUGUUCAAGGCACUCACAGACAACGGGAGACACAUCGCCUAUUUGGAAGAAGAGCUGGCUGAGUUUGUCCUACAGUGGAUGGACGUUGGCCUGUCCUCCGAAUUCCUCCUGGUUCUUGUAAACUUGGUCAAGUUCAAUAGCUGCUACCUGGACGAGUACAUCGCGUCGAUGGUCCACAUGAUCUGCCUUCUCUGCGUCCAGACUGUGUCACCUGUGGACAUCGAGGUCUCUCUGCAGGUGCUGGACGCUGUGGUCUGCUACAACUGCCUGCCGGCUGAGAGCCUUCCACUUUUCCUUGUCACCCUGUGCCGCACCGUUAAUGUGAAGGAGCUCUGUGAGCCUUGCUGGAAGCUGAUGCGGAACCUCCUGGGCACCCACCUGGGCCACAGCGCCAUCUGCAACAUGUGUUACAUCAUGGAGGACAGGGCCUACAUGGAGGAUGCCCCGCUGCUGAGGGGUGCUGUGUUCUUUGUGGGCAUGGCUCUGUGGGGCGCCCAUCGCCUAUACUCUCUCAGGAACUCCCCGACGUCUGUGCUGCCAUCCUUUUAUGAGGCCAUGACCUGUCCCAACGAGCUGGUGUCAUACGAGAUCGUCUUGUCUGUGACCAGACUCACCAAGAAGUACCGGCGGGAGCUGCAGGCUGUGACCUGGGAUGUGCUGCUUUGCAUCAUGGAGCGUCUGCUCCAGCAGCUGCAGAACCUGGACAGCCCGAGCCUUAAAACCAUCGUCCACGACCUGCUGAGCACAGUGGAGGAGCUCUGUGACCAGAAUGAGUUCCAUGGUUCCCGGGAGAGAUACUUUGAGCUGGUGGAGAAAUAUGCGGACCAGAGGCCUGAAUCCUCCCUGUUAAACCUGAUCACAUACCGAGCCCAGUCCAUCCAUCCUGCCAAGGACGGCUGGAUUCACACCCUGCAGGCCCUCAUGGAGCGGUUCUUCAGGCACGAGUCGAGGAGUGCAGUGCGCAUCAAGGUGCUGGACGUGCUCUCCUUUGUGCUGCUCAUCAACAGGCAGUUCUACGAGGAGGAGCUCAUCAGCUCGGUGGUCAUCUCCCAGCUCUGCCACAUCUCCGAAGACCGAGACCACCAGGUUCGCAAGCUGGCCACACAGCUGCUGGUAGACCUGGCCGAGGGCUGCCACACGCACCACUUCAACAGCCUGCUGGACAUCAUUGAGAAGGUCAUGGCGCGUCCCCUCUCUUCGCCACCUGAGCUGGAAGAGAGGGACAUGGCUGCGUACUGUGCCACCCUGGAGGAUGUGAAAACUGCAGUCCUGGGACUUCUGGUCAUUUUGCAGACCAAGCUGUACUGCCUGCCAGCCAGCCAUGCCAUGCGCGUGUACGAUCUACUGGUUAGCCACCUGCAGCUGCAUUACAAGUGUGGCUAUUCGCUCCCCAUCGCCAGCAGCAUCCGGCUGCAGGCCUUUGACUUCCUGUUGCUGCUUCGUGCUGACUCACUACACCGCCUGGGCUUGCCCAACAAGGACGGGGUCGUGCGGUUCAGCCCAUACUGCCUCUGCGACUCCCUUGAGCCGGAGAGGGCCUCUGAAAAGGCCAGCAGCUCCCUAUCGUUGCCCACGGGUCCUCCAGGCCCCUCAGUGCCGGGCCCCACUGUGCGCUUUGGCUCCCUGCCUUACGCCCGGCUCUUUCGCGCUCUGCUGCAGUGCCUGAAACAGGAGACAGACUGGAAGGUGCUGAAGCUAGUCCUGAGCCGGCUACCUGAGUCGCUGCGUUAUAAGGUCCUCAUCUUCACGUCCCCAUGCAACGUGGACCAGCUCUCCUCAGCACUCUGCUCCAUGCUUUCAGGCCCCAAGACCCUGGACCGGCUUCGUGGUGCCCCAGAAGGGUUCUCAAGAACUGACCUUCACCUGGCUGUGGUCCCCGUGCUGACGGCACUCAUCUCUUACCACGACUACCUGGACAAAGCCAGGCAGCGGGAGCUAGUAUACUGCCUGGAGCAAGGCCUCAUCUUCCGCUGUGCCGGCCAGUGUGUGGUGGCGCUGGCCACCUGCAGCGUGGAGAUGCCCGACGUCAUCAUCAAGGCCCUGCCUGUGCUGGUGGUGAAGCUCACGCACAUCUCGGCCACUGCCAGCAUGGCCGUUCCCCUGCUCGAGUUCCUGUCUACCCUGGCCCGGCUGCCGCACCUCUACCGAAACUUCGCUGCUGAGCAGUACGCCAGCGUGUUCGCCAUCUCCCUGCCCUAUACCAACCCAUCCAAAUUCAACCAGUACAUCGUGUGCCUGGCCCACCACGUCAUCGCCAUGUGGUUCAUCCGGUGCCGCCUGCCCUUCCGCAAGGAUUUUGUUCCCUACAUCACCAAGGGCCUGCGUUCCAACGUGCUCCUCUCGUUCGAUGACACCCCCGAGAAGGACAGCUUCCGGGCGCGGAGCACCAGCCUCAACGAGAGGCCCAAAAGUCUGAGGGUAGCCAGGCCCCCCAGACAAGGCCUGAGUAACUCUGCGCCUGUGAAAGAGCUCCUGGAGAGCUGUGCUGCCGAGGCCUUCCGCUGCCGCAGCAUCAGUGUGUCCGAGCAGGUGGUCCGCAGCAGGAUCCACACAUCCCUCACCAGUGCCAGCCUGGGGUCCGCAGAUGAGAGCUCGAUGGCGCAGGCUGAUGACAGCCUGAAGACCCUCCACCUGGAGCUCACGGAGACGUGUCUGGACAUGAUGGCCAGAUAUGUGUUCUCCAACUUCACGGCCGUCCCCAAGAGGUCCCCUGUGGGCGAGUUCCUUCUGGCUGGUGGCAGGACCAAGACCUGGCUAGUCGGGAACAAGUUGGUCACGGUGACGACCAGCGUGGGCACCGGGACGCGCUCUCUGCUGGGCCUGGACUCAGGAGAGCAUCAGGGCAGCCCAGAGCUGAGCCCCAGGCCUGGCAUGCACGCGCGUCAGACGAAGGAAGCUCCCGCCAAGCUAGAGUCCCAGGCUGAGCAGCAGGUGUGCCGAGGGGCUCGCGACCGGGUCCGCUCCAUGUCUGGGGGCCAUGGCCUUCGCAUGGGACCCCUGGACGCUCCAGCCCCCCACUUCCCAGGCAGCCCUGCUGCUGCAGCUCCAAGUGCACCCGCGGGUGUCUGGCAGCCAGCUCAGAAGGAGAAAACAAACCUGGCCGCCUACGUGCCGCUGCUGACACAGGGGUGGGCAGAGAUCCUGGUACGCAGGCCCACAGGGAACACCAGCUGGCUCAUGAGUCUGGAGAACCCCCUGAGCCCCUUCUCGUCCGACAUCACCAGCAUGCCGCUGCAAGAGCUGUCCAAUGCGCUCAUGGCUGCUGAGCGCUUCAAGGAACGGCGGGACACAGCGCUCUAUAAGUCACUCUCGGUGCCGGCCGCCAGCUCGGCCAAGCCACCACCUCCACCGAGGUCCAACACAGACUCGGCUGUAGUUCUGGAGGAGGGCAGGCCAGGUGAAACCAUGCUGGCUACGGAUCCCCCCGGUUUGGAGGACCUAGGGCCAGCCCUGGACUCGGAUGGGCAUGGGCGUUGCUCUGCGCCAGUCAGCCGUUCGUCCUCCACCUCCAGCCAGGAGGAGAAGUCACUUUGCGGAGACACAAGUUCUGAAGGAAUCCCCAUCGAGCGGGCUGUGUCUGAGGGCGUCCGGCCCUCCGCCGAUCUCUCCUUCCAGCCCGCCCAACCCCUCAGCAAGUCCAGCUCAUCGCCUGAGCUGCAGACAUUGCAGGAUGUGCUGGGGGGUCCUGGUGACCAGACUGGAGGGGGCCGCCUGAGCCCCGAGACCAAGGCCCGCUCCCAGUCAGGGACUCUGGACAGGGACGGCGCACCCUGGCCGGGUCCAGGCAGGGAGAGCCGAGGGCCAGCCCCACCUGAGGGCCCUGCAUCCACCAGUUGCCCCCACUCACCCACCGGCCUGCGACCCCGAGGCUACACCAUCUCUGACUCAGCCCCAUCCCGCAGGGGCAGGAGGCCUGACCGGGAGGCCUUCAGAGCCAGGGCUGGGGCCUCCAACCCUGAGAAGGUGCUGGGCAUCAACCCUAGCUUCGUGUUCCUGCAGCUCUACCACUCGCCGUUCUUUGGGGACGAGUCCAACAAGCCCAUCCUUCUGCCCAGUGAGUCCUUUGAACGCUCUGUGCAGCUGCUUGACCAGAUUCCAUCCUACGACACACACAAGAUCGCAGUCCUUUACGUGGGGGAAGGUCAGAGCACUGACGAGCUGGCCAUCCUGUCCAAUGAGCACGGCUCUUACCGCUACACCGAGUUCCUCACAGGCCUGGGCAAACUCAUCGAGCUCAAGGACUGCCAACCGGACAAGGUGUACCUGGGUGGCCUGGACGUGGGUGGCGAGGAUGGCCAGUUCACCUACUGUUGGCAUGACGACAUCAUGCAGGCCGUCUUCCACAUCGCCACCCUGAUGCCCACCAAGGACGGGGACAAGCAUCGCUGCGACAAGAAACGGCACCUGGGCAAUGACUUUGUGUCCAUAGUGUACAAUGACUCCGGGGAGGACUUCAAGCUGGGCACCAUCCGAGGCCAGUUCAACUUUGUGCAUGUGAUCAUCACUCCCCUGGACUAUGAGUGUAACCUGGUGUCCCUACAGUGCAGGAAAGACAUGGAGGGCCUUGUAGAUACAAGCAUGGCCAAGAUCGUGUCUGACCGGAACCUGUCCUUUGUGGCUCGCCAGAUGGCCUUGCACGCCAAUAUGGCCUCGCAGGUACACCACAGCCGCUCAGACCCCACUGAUAUCUACCCCUCCAAGUGGAUCACCAGGCUCCGCCACAUCAAGCGGCUCCGCCAGCGGCUACGCGAGGAAGCCCAUUCAACUGCCCAUUCAACUGUGGCCAGCGUCCCGCUGUUGCCACCCAUGCAGACCCCAGGCCAUGCCAAGGCUCCAGCACACAUGCCCGAGCCCACCUACGAAACAGGCCAGCGGAAGCGCCUCAUCUCGUCCGUGGAUGAUUUCACAGAGUUUGUGUAGGACCACGUGGUCCCAUACUGGAGACCCCAAACUGGAGCAGGAGCCCAGGCCCCCUGCUGCCACCAUGUGAGCAAGCAGAGCAGCCACGUAGGAUGCCGAGUCUUCGGGUGAAUAAAGCUCUGGGCUGCAACUUGGGACACUCAGACCAACGGAGUCUCAGCCAAGUCCUUUAUUGACUUCGUCAGAGGGGCGGGGCUAUUGCUGCACUGCAGGGCACUGCCCCAUCUGGCAUGGCCUGACACCAGCAGGGGUCACUGCUGUGCCUCCCAGGGGCCCAGGGACACCCCCUGACACAAGGGCUGCAGCAGCCACCAGGCCUCCGGGCCCCUUGAGAAAUGGAGGAUGCACAAAAAUACACACCUUUACCCCGUAUAAAUUACACACAGACACACGGACAGAGCUGGAGUUGCAGGUACUCAGCAGGGGCACAGGAGGUAAUAAUUUAGGGGGGAGGGGUGCAGGGUCCCUCCCAGGGGUUUGGAUCCUUAGCGAGGAGGGGUCUGCCCAGGAGGAGGAGGGGCACAGCCCACUGAACCUGAGGACUCAGGAAAUAAAUUAGCGUCUCAGA
Messenger RNA from Suncus etruscus (white-toothed pygmy shrew), 6107 nucleotides. It is a transcript of the gene TSC2, whose product is annotated as TSC complex subunit 2. The transcript has 40 exons. Gene Ontology annotation, cellular component: TSC1-TSC2 complex; nucleus; cytoplasm. Gene Ontology annotation, biological process: regulation of small GTPase mediated signal transduction; negative regulation of insulin receptor signaling pathway; negative regulation of phosphatidylinositol 3-kinase/protein kinase B signal transduction. The record is from RefSeq and is a predicted model, not a curated record. Gene Ontology annotation, molecular function: GTPase activator activity. Bases 197 to 5539 code for a protein of 1780 amino acids. Lineage: Eukaryota; Metazoa; Chordata; Mammalia; Eulipotyphla; Soricidae.